AUGACAGGAAGUGCCGCCCCCAAUGUGGAGAACAAGCCUGAAAUCAUUAUUUGCAAAAAAAUUGAGAGGAUCAGGUUUGCAAGUGUAAAUAAUACAGCUGCAAAAACAGGAUUUUGGGGUAGGCUUUCAAAGUGUAAUUGGUCGAAGAGCGUUGCUUUCACACCCAAGCUACUGCCUAAAGCAGAACUAGAUACCGUGGAAGAGAGUCCACUGAAAACCGUAAAGAAAUUGAUGCUGGAUCCAAGACUGGACUGUUUUCAGCAGAAUAUGCUAAGUCCCAAGAUGAUCAUUGGAGAUCCAUCAGUAGAUCUCAACAUGCGGGAAAGCGGCAGGAUUCUAAGGAAGCAAAUGGGUGGCUGUCAGAAUCUUCGGACUGUUGGGAAAGUCAGCUUGAAAAACAAGCCUUUAAGUAUCAAGGACAAGAUUUCAGAAUGGGAAGGAAAAAAGGAAAUUCCGGCUCCGGGGUCCCCGUGGAAGGAGGAGGACCAAAGUAUUAAAGAGGAACCCAGUCCAGUUUUGGGUGUAAUGGAGAAGAUGACUAGGAAUAGUGUUGCAAUGAGAGAAGUGGAGAAUAAGAGGCCCCCAAAUCACAAGGGGCCAAGCAAGGAGGAUGAGAGGCCUGUCGGAACCUUUAAAAAUGCUGGGCAGCAUGUUGUAAGGAAAACUGAUGUGAAAUCAAGGGAGGAAGAAUGUAAUUUCAGUGUGGGUAAAUGUACUGAGCUGAAGGACAGUAGGAAGGAAGUCCAGAAGGAGAACCUGUCUGUUUUGAGUCAAGUCAAGAAGCUGGAGCAGGCCUUGAAGUGUGGGUCAGCUGAAGCCCAGCCCCAGCUACCAGGUACUUAUUAUUCUCCACAUUGUCUGCAAGAGAAGACAGGUGAGGAUCAGGAGCCAUCAGAAGGCCAGGAAAGUACCAACCGCUUAGAAGUAAGUAAGUGGCUCCUUGGCUUGGAUACUGAAGCCAGAGAACCAAUCUUUGGGACUUUGGAAGAGGUGAAAGCAUCUUGUGUGAAAUGCAGAUCUCACAAUGAAGAAAAUGUAUAUAUGGAGCCUGGCUUGCCAGAGAAGAAACCUUUUAUCAACCCACUUCCCAAGCCCCGACGGACUUUCAAACACGAAGGUGAAGUGGGGUGGAUUCUUCCUGCUCGGAAUAAGAGACUCCUUCCCCCUCUCCCUUCUAUUCCACCCCCUCCUCUGCCUUCCUCGCCUCCCCCCUCAGCCAUUAGUAGAAGGCUGAGGAAUGGAAAGCUUAAGGCUAACGCAGAUCACAGGAAGUCCUAUGAAUUUGAAGAUUUGUUGCAAUCCUCCUCUGAGAAUGGCCGAGUGGAUUGGUACGCUCAAAGCAAGAUGGCCCUAACCCGCACUUUAUCAGAGGAAAAUGUCUAUGAAGAUAUUCUAGAUUUACCAGCAAAAGAAAACCCCUAUGAAGAUAUCGAGACAAAUAGUCAUUGCCUAGGAAAGAAAUGUGGCCUGAACUUUCCAGCAUCUCCCUCUUCUAUUCCUGGCACACCCACAAAGGUCCUCUCUAAGCCCAUCUUCUUUAGGCAGAACUCAGAACGCAGAAGUUUCAAAUUAUUAGACAUACGGAAACCAACUCGGGAUGGGACUUAUUCUCCUUCCAAAAUCAGCCCCCCUUCCACUCCUAGCAGUCCUGAUGACACUUUCUUCUCCUUGGGUGAUUCUCAAAAUGGCAAGAAAAGAAGGAAAAUUUCCAAGCUGGUGUUAAAAAUCAAUGCCAUUUAUGAGGCUCGAAGAGGGAAGAAGCGCGUCAAGAGAUUGUCACAGUCUACAGAGUCCAGUUCAGGGAGAGUUACAGAUGAAAAUAGUGAAUCAGACAGUGACACAGAAGAAAAACAAAGAGCUCACAGUCAACGCCUUGUUCAUGUAAAAUCUCGCCUGAAGCAAGCCCCCAAGUAUCACACCUUGGAGAGAGAUCUGAUCGAGUAUCAAGAGAGGCAGCUCUUUGAAUAUUUUGUUGUAGUGUCAUUACACAAGAAGCAAGCUUGUGCACCAUAUGUCCCUGAAGUUACCCAGCAGUUUCCUUUAAAGCUUGAGCGCUCCUUCAAAUUCAUGAGGGAGGCAGAGGAUCAGCUAAAGGCGAUUCCACAGUUUUGCUUCCCUGAUGCAAAAGACUGGACUCCUAUUUCUCAGUUUAACAGUGAGACAUUUUCAUUUGUCUUGACUAGUGAAGAUGGCAGCCGAAGAUUUGGGUACUGUAGAAGAAUACUGCCCAGUGGGAAAGGGAAACGUCUUCCAGAAGUUUACUGCAUUGUGAGCCGCUUGGGGUGUUUCAACCUCUUCUCGAAGAUCUUGGAUGAGGUUGAGAAAAGACGUGGCAUUUCGCCUGCCUUGGUCCAGCCGCUCAUGAGGAGUGUCAUGGAAGCUCCUUUCCCAGCCCUGGGUCGGACUAUCUCCAUCAAGAACUUCCUGCCUGGUUCUGGAACAGAAGUUAUAGAGCUGUGUCGACCGCUUGAUUCAAGACUUGAACAUGUUGAUUUUGAAUCUCUGUUCUCCUCGCUUAGCAUCAGGCACUUAAGUAGAGUCUUUGCUUCCUUGCUGUUGGAGAGACGGGUGAUAUUUAUAGCAGACAAGCUCAGCCAUUCAAAGCCCAGUGGGAAAGGGAAACGUCUUCCAGAAGUUUACUGCAUUGUGAGCCGCUUGGGGUGUUUCAACCUCUUCUCGAAGAUCUUGGAUGAGGUUGAGAAAAGACGUGGCAUUUCGCCUGCCUUGGUCCAGCCGCUCAUGAGGAGUGUCAUGGAAGCUCCUUUUCCAGCCCUGGGUCGGACUAUCUCCAUCAAGAACUUCCUUCCUGGUUCUGGAACAGAAGUGAUAGAGCUGUGUCGACCGCUUGAUUCAAGACUUGAACAUGUUGAUUUUGAAUCUCUGUUCUCCUCGCUUAGCAUCAGGCACUUAAGUAGAGUCUUUGCUUCCUUGCUGUUGGAGAGACGGGUGAUAUUUAUAGCAGACAAGCUCAG
Messenger RNA from Protobothrops mucrosquamatus (brown spotted pit viper), 2972 nucleotides. RefSeq names its product DENN domain containing 2A (gene DENND2A). The record is from RefSeq and is a predicted model, not a curated record. Gene Ontology annotation, cellular component: actin cytoskeleton. NCBI's taxonomy places the organism in Eukaryota, Metazoa, Chordata, Lepidosauria, Squamata, Viperidae. The annotation marks the transcript as partial. Gene Ontology annotation, biological process: retrograde transport, endosome to Golgi. The transcript is spliced from 17 exons.